Molecule: messenger RNA, 818 nt
Organism: Merops nubicus (carmine bee-eater)
Lineage: Eukaryota; Metazoa; Chordata; Aves; Coraciiformes; Meropidae
Product: carbonic anhydrase 15-like
Exons: 7
Cellular component (GO): plasma membrane
Molecular function (GO): zinc ion binding; carbonate dehydratase activity
Source: RefSeq, a predicted model, not a curated record
GCCCCAGCCACUGGAAGGAGCUGAAAGCCACGUGUGGUGGUGACAAGCAGUCCCCUGUGAACAUCGACAGGCGUCGCCUGCAGCGGGAUGGUGGCCUCGGGGACAUCCUCUUUGAGGGCUAUGACCAGGCCCCUCCGGGCAAGUGGAGGCUGACAAACGAUGGGCACACAGGGUCCCGAGUGGCUCCUGUCCUCUGGCUCCCCUUCCACUGGGGCAGCCCAACCGGGAACGGCUCCGAGCACACCCUCGACGGGCACCAGCUCCCCAUGGAGCUGCACAUUGUCCACAUGAACAUCAAGUAUCGGACACUGGCGGAGGCCAAGGGACAUCCCAACGGGCUGGCCGUCCUUGGCUUCUUCUUCCAGGUCUCCGAAACCCCGAACACCAACUACAACACCAUCGUGGUGGGGCUGAAGAAUAUCUCCUAUGCUGGGGACUCUGUGGAUUUGGCCUCCACCUUCCGCCUAAGCACCCUGCUGCCGCGCUCUGGCCAGCUCUCCGGGUACUACCGCUACCAGGGCUCCCUCACCACCCCCGACUGCAGCGAGGCUGUUGUCUGGACUGUCUUCGAGGAGCCAGUGGAGAUCGGCUGGGAGCAGCUUCAGGCGUUCGUCAGCACCCUCCACUUCCCAGCCGAGGGCCCCAUGCUCCUAAAAAUGACCAACAACUUCCGCCCGCCGCAGCCCCUGAACAGCCGCAAGGUCUUCGCCUCCCGGGCAGCCACGGCCAGUGGGGGGUCCCCACGUGAGGGCCGCCCCCAGCUCCUCUUCCCCCUGCUCCUCCUGGCUCUGCUCAGACCCUUCUCAGCAGUCCUGUAG